Gossypium raimondii (Peruvian cotton) is the source of this 2169-nucleotide messenger RNA. Its product is annotated as actin-related protein 3. Gene Ontology annotation, molecular function: actin filament binding. The record is from RefSeq and is a predicted model, not a curated record. Gene Ontology annotation, biological process: Arp2/3 complex-mediated actin nucleation. Lineage: Eukaryota; Viridiplantae; Streptophyta; Magnoliopsida; Malvales; Malvaceae. Gene Ontology annotation, cellular component: Arp2/3 protein complex; actin cortical patch. Bases 424 to 1707 code for a protein of 427 amino acids. The transcript is spliced from 9 exons.
AGAAACUAAAAGAAAAGAAAGAAAGGUUGGUGCUUUGUCUUUCUUUCUAUUGUUUGAUUGCUAAGAAAAGUAUCAAUCAAGAGAAAGCACAAAGAAGACGGAAUUUGGAGUCUUUGAUUGAUAAACUCGAUGAGAAUUCAGUUUUGAAAUGGUUAGUCUUACUUGAGUUUGGGAUAUCGCCUAACCAACAACUCUUGUUUCAAGAAGCUAUACCGUUGAAACGUCACUUGCUUUUGGUUGGGGAUCCAAGUUUGCUGUUGGUAUCGACUCAGAACUGCCAUCGGGGGGAGCUUGCUUCUCCUUAUUUGCGCUUCUUCAAGCGCGCUUCAUGACCAUGAUCUCUUGCCCCCUGCUCUCUUUUGGAUCUCGCUCGCAGAUCCACGACAACACCCAACCAAUUGCCAGCUUCCGUUUUGAUUCUCGAUGGACCCAACUUCUCGCCCCGCUGUCGUCAUUGACAACGGUACUGGAUAUACUAAGAUGGGAUUUGCGGGUAAUGUAGAACCGUGUUUUAUUCAGCCAACAGUAGUAGCUGUUAACGAGUCGUUCCUAAAUCAAUCUAGAACUUCUUCCAAGUCAAAUUGGUCAGCUCAGUAUUCAGCUGGGGUAAUGGCGGAUCUUGAUUUUUUCAUUGGAGAUGAAGCACUGACAAAAUCAAGAUCGAGUAAUGCUUAUAACCUUACAUAUCCUAUUAGAAAUGGUCAAGUUUAUAACUGGGAUGCUAUGGAACGGUAUUGGCAGCAAUGUAUAUUCAAUUAUUUACGGUGUGAUCCUGAGGAUCAUUACUUUUUGUUGACUGAGAGUCCUCUUACUGCUCCUGAGAAUCGAGAAUAUACAGGUGAAAUUAUGUUUGAGACGUUUAAUGUUCCGGGGCUUUAUAUUGCUGUGAAUUCCGUGCUUGCUUUAGCAGCUGGGUACACUACGUCUAAGUGUCAGAUGACAGGAGUGGUGGUGGAUGUUGGAGAUGGGGCCACACAUAUUGUACCUGUUGCUGAUGGUUAUGUUAUUGGGAGCAGCAUUAAAUCAAUACCGAUAGCUGGAAAAGAUGUUACACUCUUCAUACAACAGCUCAUGCGGGAAAGAGGAGAGAAAAUUCCACCGGAGGACUCAUUUGAAGCAGCUCGAAAAGUGAAGGAAAUGUACUGCUAUACAUGUUCUGAUGUGGUCAAGGAGUUCAACAAGCAUGACAAAGAACCUGGAAAAUAUAUCAAACAUUGGAGAGGCAUUAGACCAAAGACUGGAGCACCAUACUCCUGUGAUAUUGGUUAUGAACGGUUUUUAGGCCCUGAGGUUUUCUUUAGUCCUGAGAUCUACAGCAGUGAUUUUACUACUCCCUUACCAGUUGUAAUAGAUAAGUGCAUUCAGUCAGCACCAAUUGACACCAGAAGAGCUUUGUAUAAGAAUAUAGUUUUAUCUGGUGGAUCCACCAUGUUCAAAGACUUCCACAGAAGGUUGCAGCGGGAUCUGAAAAAGAUUGUUGAUGCUCGAGUACUUGCGUCUGAUACUCGGCUUGGUGGGGAAGUAAAAGCACAUCCUGUGGAAGUUAAUGUAGUUAGUCAUCCUAUCCAAAGAUUUGCGGUAUGGUUUGGAGGUUCUGUACUUGCAUCAACGCCUGAAUUUUUUGGGGCAUGUCACACAAAAGCGGAAUAUGAGGAAUAUGGAGCCAGCAUUUGCCGUACAAAUCCUGUUUUUAAGGGUAUGUAUUGAGGAAAAUAUCUGUUUGUCAGCUGAUUAUUGAAAAAGCAUUAUCUGAUAAUGCUCAAGUGCGUAACUUGCUAUUUCCACUUUCAUCUUGCACAUCAAGUUAAUUCCCUCAUUCCGGCUUUGCUUGGUGCUUGUGUGUAUUUGCUGUAAGAGGUGGUAUAAAACAUGGUAACCAGUCUCAAUUGCAGUGGUUAAGAAAGAGAAGUUCAUUUUUUAAUCUGGAGUUAAAAAGGGUCCUCACAGUCGCCUAGGAAUAUCAGAUAUAAAUCUGAGGAGCUGAAUUCCAUUUACAAUGUUUAGCUUACUUAGGGAUGUGAUAGAGAUUUUACAAAGUUUAGGUACAUUUUCUGUUAUAAAGCAAAAUUGGAGUAGUAAUUUUGAUCUAAGAAAUUUAUUUUCUGACAUUCUUGUAAUUGAUAUUAGUCCUUAGUUUGGUAUAAUAAUAUUAAUCGAGAUGUUAGCAAA